Enterobius vermicularis (human pinworm) is the source of this 432-nucleotide messenger RNA. The record is from the annotation of a GenBank genome assembly. NCBI's taxonomy places the organism in Eukaryota, Metazoa, Nematoda, Chromadorea, Rhabditida, Oxyuridae.
AUGGAAGCUUGCAACUCGAAGUCUACAAAAAUCCCCAAAAUAUUGCCAGAAGAUGGCGAACAUGCUGAAGAAACUAAAAAAUCACUACCUCUUUUACCAAAUGCUAUUCCGCUACUUGGCCAGAUUCCAUCGCUGUCAUUUCAGAAUCUUCAACUUUUGUUGGCCUAUCAAAAUUCUCAGGCGCAGAUGCCGAUGCUUGCAGUUUCACAGCAGUUGUCAAAGUUUGCAGCUUUAUCAUUAUCAGGACCUUUAUUAUUUCCGUCACAGUAUGAUUCUUUGAAAGAGCUUUCUUUACCUGUUAUGCCUCAGACAUCAAAUAUUUCGGAUCCUUCAACCACCAAUCUGAGUUUUAUCAACAAAUUAUUGACUGAUAUGAAUUCUGCUGCGCCGUCGGAACCAAGAAGAGUGGAGUCUUGCAACCCAGGUGACUAA